AGUCCUCGGAGCAUCCGCGAAGACCGGGAUGCUAUCGGGCUGACAUCAGUACCAUGGCAGCCGAUCUCUACGCGAAUGGCUCUCUGAAGUCAACGUCCGCCAGGGCAGUAGGCAGCAUGGGGCAGCGCAAAUCGGGCGCCCUGGGCGCCGCGGCGCCCAUAUCGACGGAGGAGGAGCAGCUGAAGUUUCAAGACACCAGAUUUCUGGCGACUUUGGUGCUCGGCAGAAGUAGGAGGAUCUCGCCCGACGUGCUGCCGUCGUGCUCGCCCGGCGUGUUUCGCCAGAAGUCGUUUCGCUCGUCCACGCCGCCGCCGCCGCCGCCGCUCAGGGUGCCAACAGCAGCAGCGUCAGCGACAUCGGCGUCCUCACCGGCCGCCCGGAACAGCCGGGGCGCAUCCGCGGCCGCGACGAACGAUCGCUGCGCCCCCCGCGCAGCCACCCCCGGCGUCAGCGCCGCCACCCUCAGCCCGGCCGCCGCUCCGCCACGUGACGGCAGCUCGCGGGCCGCCAGCACCGCUUCGUUGUCGCGGGGCGCCCGAGCGGCCAGCAAGCACGCGCGCCUCGGCACGGCACUGGCCAGCAAAAUGGCGUCCGCGAGCACCUCCACGGUCGUGCAGGGCUGGCCGAAUACCAAGGACGAUUACGAGCUCAAGGAGGUUAUCGGGGUCGGAGCAACCGCCGUGGUGCACGCUGCGUUUUGCAUUCCGCGGCAGGAGAAAUGCGCGAUCAAGCGGAUAAAUUUGGAGAAAUGGAACACGAACAUGGACGAGCUGCUGAAAGAGAUCCAGGCGAUGUCCUCUUGCAACCACGAAAACGUCGUGACGUACUACACGUCGUUCGUGGUGAAAGAGGAGCUCUGGCUGGUCCUGCGAUUGCUGGAGGGUGGUUCCCUGCUGGACAUCAUCAAGCACAAAACCAGGACCACCAAUUGCAAACACGGGGUGUUCGACGAGGCGACCAUUGCCACGGUACUUCGAGAAGUGCUCAAGGGGCUUGAAUACUUCCACAGCAACGGACAGAUUCACAGGGACAUAAAAGCGGGUAAUAUCCUACUAGGCGAGGAUGGCACGGUGCAGAUCGCCGAUUUCGGUGUCAGCGCGUGGCUCGCCACCGGACGCGACCUGAGCCGGCAAAAGGUCCGGCACACCUUCGUCGGUACGCCGUGUUGGAUGGCGCCCGAGGUCAUGGAGCAGGUGAGAGAGGACCAUGGCUACGAUUUUAAGGCCGACAUAUGGUCACUUGGCAUCACGGCGAUCGAGAUGGCCAGCGGCACGGCGCCGUACCACAAAUAUCCCCCGAUGAAGGUCUUGAUGCUGACGCUGCAGAACGAUCCACCGACUCUCGAUACCGCCGCGGACGACAAGGACCAAUAUAAAGCGUACGGGAAGACAUUCCGAAAAAUGAUCGUCGACUGUUUACAAAAAGACCCCACCAAGAGACCAACAGCCACCGAGUUGCUGAAACAUCCCUUUUUCAAGAAAGCCAAAGAUAAGAAAUAUCUGCAGCAGACGUUAGUGGCGAUUGGACCCAGUUUAGAAACACGUGUACAAAAGGCGUCAAAAAGGCAACCUGGCACGUCGGGCCGUUUGCACCGAACGGUGACCGGCGAAUGGGUCUGGUCAGAAGAAGAGAACAACGGUGACUCGAGCAGCGACGAAGGCAAAGAAACGUUACCGGUCAACACGAUCGAAAAGGCAAGCAGCGAUGAAGAAGCCGGCGAGCCCGAUGAGUACUACGGUCAAAUCAAGGUAGCACCGAGUCAAAUCGCGAUACCAGCUACCGGACAAAAUGUUCCUAUAAACUUGGUGCUUAGAUUACGGAACGAAAGACGGGAGCUUAAUGACAUUAGGUUCGAAUUUACGGUUGGAGUGGAUUCCGCGCAAGGAAUCGCGGCAGAACUGGUCGCUGCAGGCUUGGUCGAUGGCAAGGACGUUGUGGUAAUAGAAACAAAUCUGAAAAAGUUGAUAGAGAGUGGAGGACAAUUGCGAACAGUGACGUUUUCCUUGAAUUCUGGUUGUGCAGUGAAUGAAGUAUCAGAUGACAAGGCGUUAAUAGGAUUUGCUCAGAUCUCCAUCACUGAUUAAACAACCUCGAUUGCGUUCUCAACUCUCGAGAUAAUGCUCUUAAUUGAUACAUUCGCCAAGAUCCAGAUAGUACCAAAAGCUAACGAAUCGGCUAUAGGUGUUAUUUCUCAAAAUAAACUAGAUGGUAAAAACAAAAUAGAUUCAGUACACACAACACAUAUAAAUCAGUGAUCGCUGAAUGUUUGCCAGCAAAUUUUGAUCUUAGCUUUUGAUACUUUCGUUUCUUCCAGAUUCUAAUAGUCGAUUGCAGGGCAUAGGUGUUCGAAAAAAAAACAUUUGUUACAACACAUCGGUAGUAACAAAUUGCUCAAGUGUGUGUCUGAUAACAUCGUCAAUGUUCAUAGGGACAAUCGAACAGGGCGGAUGCGUAAAAACAUCAUCAUUCAUGUACUGGCUUAAAGACAUACACUUACUAUAAUUAAUAAUGGCUGUAGUUUUACAUAACCGAAUUAUAUCGUUCGUAUUACGUCAGUUAUGUAAAUAUUAGUAUUUGACCGUUAUUUUCUUUCUUUUUCUUUGUGGUUAAUAUAUAUGAAAAGGGAUAAAAAUAUAUCGCGAAAUAUACGAUAUUUCGUAUAAAUAAGAGCGAACUAAGAGAAUCGAGAGAGAGAGAGAGAUAGAGAGAGAGAGCGACAGAGAAAAUGCUUGAUAGUUUAACUUAUUUGUUCAAAAUACAUAUGAGCAGUUUCUCUUGAAUAGCAAGGUCUUAGUUAUAUAAAGAAACCAAUUGAGUAUGCUACACACAGAGUCAUCAUGUUUAUGUAUCAUAUACAGAUUAAUUGCAUAUAUAUAUACAUAUAUACUAUACAUUAUAUAUUUAUAUAUAAUAUGCUUCACGCUAGGGAAAAAAGAUAGACAAUGUUGAAAUAAAACUCUUUUGUACUUAAUUAAAUAGACUUACGAUAGAGCAAAUUAAUAUUUUCACAGUUUUUAGACGAGCGAGAGAGGGAGUGGAUCGAAAAAUUUUUACCUCGUACGUCUCGAGAAUUUUUAAAUUAAAUCAUCUUUUUGUAAAGUACAUCAUGAAAUGGAUAAAAUCAGAAUCACGUGAGAAUGUAAACAUAGCAAAAUAACAGUGGAAAAUUGAGAUAUAAUUUCGAAUCGAGUGUUCACAAUUUGCAUUCUUGUAUCUUAGAAAUUGUUUUAAACAAUUUUUUUGCAAUGUUCUUCGUUGUGUUAAGAAAUCGGUAUAGUAUAUAAAGCGUUUUUUAAACAAAUAAAAAUGAUUAUAUAAUUUUAUGAAACUUUGAAUAUUAUUAAAAUUGAAUUUUUUAAUAAAUUUUGAUGAGAGAUUUUAAUUUCCUUAUAUUUUCUUACAGAGAGGAAUUUCUAAUUGUGAUGUAUGCUAUACAUACAUGUCGCAGAAAUGAAAUCGAGGCAUAAAAGAGAAUACGAAGGAUUUAUCAAAAAUUGAUCAGAGCCGCAAGAGCUGUAAUCGGCGUGAUUCUGUAUUUUAUCGAUUUUUAUACAAACUGCAGCGAGUCGCAUUAUAAUAUGGUAAAGGACAUAUUUCGCAAUCUUCGAUAUUCAAGUACAAUAUACAAUAUGUACUAUUUUCGCCACUUAUCCCUAAGGAGUAGGAUUUUUAAGGAAAUGUAAAAUUCGCACGCGAUUCCACAUUUCCUUUGCCAUAUUGCAGCAAUUACACGCAUACGCAAUUACACGAACACGCAAUGCUAAAUUCGCGACACAAGAUUUGCCGAGUGAAGCAAUGAUCGAAAUACAAAUCUGUUGAUAUACAUGUGAUGAUUGUAUGCAUAUACUCCGUACUAAGAGCCAGCUGUGUGGUUUAAUUAGGCGACACACAUUUUAUGCUUAACACGCGAGGAGUAAACAUAAAUUACUUUUAAGCCGUUGAUAAUCGUACGCUAGCUUAAGUAGACUUUUACGGAUAGUUUGUAUUCGAUGGCACUAGAUCCCGAUAGCACUUGUAGUCCUUCUCGCGCACCACGUUUCGCCGGCAGUGAGUUUCGAUCAAUUCGACAUAGCUUGCGCACCUCACUACGUGCCUUAUCCGGAGAAUGCAUUUGGUCAUAUCGAAAUCUGUCUGUCCACGAUGGAAUCCAACUUCAAUUCAGGAUUUUGCGCCAGGAAAACGGGAUUACUCUUCGCAACACGACUAAAAACCGUGCCAAAUCGAGUGUGUUGUAUGUAGCGAUUAUAAAAAAAAGAUGUGUAUCAAGAGGGGGGGAAAACAAUAAUUUAUUUGUAUCAAUAUCAAACGUCGUUUUGCCAAUGAAGAACCACUGUAUUUUAUUUCAUCGCGAGUAUAACGACUGUGUGUGAGAGAGAGAGAGAAAGCUGUGGACUGCGACAGUCGAGAAUGGAUAAUGGUACUUAACGUCAAUAAAAAAACAAACGGGAUUCCUCCGUGAACCACGGCAGUGGAGUUUGUCUUAUGUCCGAGCGAACACUUCCGUUACUGGAUUACCAGCAAUAAAUUGUUCUUCACAAACGAAUUCUUCGAACGCUGAAUCUUCAGACAGAAUUCCACGGGGCAUGAACUUCGCGGAGAGCUCUCGGGGUCAAUUCUGUAUCGUGACAAUAUAGUGAAAAUGUUAAAACCCAGAUAGCACAAGACACUCCUGUGAACAUUUUAAGAAUAUUCUUCGAGAAUAUUUGAAGUAUUCCAUAGGUCGUUCUUAUAUAUUUAUGUUAUGUUCGUGGAACAUUCGACUGGCACUACUAUAAAUCUUUUUCGAAUGUGAAUAGAAUAAUCUAUCGAAUAUAGCGUGUCGGUUAUAUAUGGUGUGAUCACAGGUUUCGCUGCCUUUCGCACAAGAUAAAUGUAUUACACAAUAAACAAUGACCCACAUUAGUGGUUUCUCUUAUAUUCCAAAAA
Messenger RNA from Vollenhovia emeryi, 4926 nucleotides. Its product is annotated as serine/threonine-protein kinase OSR1. The transcript is spliced from 11 exons. The record is from RefSeq and is a predicted model, not a curated record. Gene Ontology annotation, molecular function: protein serine/threonine kinase activity; ATP binding. Gene Ontology annotation, biological process: protein phosphorylation. Bases 54 to 2084 code for a protein of 676 amino acids. NCBI's taxonomy places the organism in Eukaryota, Metazoa, Arthropoda, Insecta, Hymenoptera, Formicidae.